UCGUUGAAAGAUUCUAAAAUCCCAUGCCCAAUAACAACCAAUUUGGACAAACAAAAGGAUCUUUCCUUUCUUUCCUUCCAUUUACAUCAUUCUUUCACCCUCUCUCAUCCGCUCUUACAUGCCCCCAGUUUUUGUUUGGAUCCAAUAAUUUCUAAAAAUUUUCCUUACCCUUCUUGCCUAUCAGCUUCUGAAGCUCGCGGUUUCAGAACAAUAAUACUGGUCUGUUCAAAAUACGUGAGAGAGGAUCGGGGCUUUGGUUCUUUGAAGCAACCAGCUAUGCAGAGCCAGCUUGUGUGUAGUGGGUGUAGGAGCAUUCUUCUGUAUCCUGGAGGAGCCACUAAUGUUUGCUGUGCAUUAUGCAAUGCAAUAACCUCAGUCCCUCCCCCUGGGAUGGAAAUGACUCAACUUAUAUGUGGAGGUUGCAGGACGCCGCUAAUGUAUACACGCGGGGCAAUAAGUGUGAGAUGCUCUUGCUGCCACACAGUGAACCUUGCGCCAGUAUCCAGCCAGGUUGCCCAUGUCAGUUGUGGGAAUUGCCGGACAACACUCAUGUAUCCCUACGGAGCUCCAUCUGUUAAAUGUGCAGUCUGUCAUUAUGUCACUAAUGUUGGAAUUUCCAAUACCAGGGUACCCAUUCCUGUGCACAGACCAAAUGGGACAGCCAAUUCUGGAACAGUGCCCUUCAGUUCAACUAGCCAAACUGUGGUUGUCGAGAAUCCUAUGACUGUCGACGAAAGUGGCAAAUUGGUGAGCAGUGUUGUUGUUGGGGUCACAACAGACAAAAAGUAAUUCAAUGGCAUUCAGAGAACCAUUGCUAUCGGUUUUAUUUUGUAACUAUCCAAAUCCAUAUUUCAAAUCACUUUGGAAGAUGGACGUGGAAAUUAUUUGUGUAUAUGUUGGGGACUGCCAUGAAUGACAUUAAUUUGAAAAAAUAAGCUCCCAAGAACUUAUACGUGUGGUGUACAUUAAGAGGAUUAGAAGAGUGAAAAGGUCGCUGGACUGGUGCUCACAUACUGAACUUUUUUUUUUUUUGUUUUUUGGCCAAUUUUAGCUGAGUGAAUAUGAUCUUGAUGUAUAUGUAUCUUCUUCAGAUCCAAAAUAACGUAUAAAACUGGUAGCUUUCUGACUUUGAUUAA
Molecule: messenger RNA, 1136 nt
Organism: Carya illinoinensis
Lineage: Eukaryota; Viridiplantae; Streptophyta; Magnoliopsida; Fagales; Juglandaceae
Product: protein LSD1-like
Exons: 8
Coding region: 277-789 (170 amino acids)
Source: RefSeq, a predicted model, not a curated record